AUGGAUUACUACACCGGACUUUUGUUUGUCCUAACUCUGCUGUUACAGUUUCGGGGUUAUCUCUGUGGGAGCUCUUGUUACGAACGAGAGUACAACAUCUUCUAUGGAAAUUACUACUACUCCUACUAUGGUUACUGUAGUUACGGUUGCUGUGGUUACACGACCUCACGCUACUGUUGCUACGCGUAUUAUGACGCGUAUACUUCUGUAUCAAUAUCAGUUGGUGUAAUCGUCGGAAGCAUCAUUGGUGGUCUCGUCUUCCUCGGCGUGCUGAUAACGGUUGUGAUUUGUUGUAUCUGCAAAUGUUCCGACCGAAAACCGAAUCGUGGAGCUGUGGUAGCUCCAGCGACAGGAGGGACCCAAGGUGUCGCCAUAGUAAGCACUCACCUGAACAUGCAGCCUCAACAGUACUACCAAAUGCACAGUCGGCCAGCCCAAAUAGUUCAACCUCCGGCCUACAACACUGGGCACAUAUCUGUGGCGUAUCCACAACCGCAACCGCCAACGUGUCCCCCGCCAGCCUACCCUCCCCCACCGCCCGCUGAAUGUCCACCUCCUCCGCCGGACUAUCCUACCCCACCGCCCGCUGAAUGUCCACCUCCUCCGCCUAACUAUCAUCCAUCUGCGGCUGUGGAAGAACCUGAAACUCCAAUGACACCUUUUGAAGUACCGGAUCUCGCCCCAUCUGGAUUGAAUAACGCUCCACCGGCAUCAACACAAGUUACCCGAUAG
This is a messenger RNA of Ylistrum balloti, 732 nucleotides long. Its product is annotated as protein shisa-5-like. The record is from RefSeq and is a predicted model, not a curated record. The transcript is spliced from 4 exons. Bases 1 to 732 code for a protein of 243 amino acids. Lineage: Eukaryota; Metazoa; Mollusca; Bivalvia; Pectinida; Pectinidae.